GUUAAACCAGACUAGGAAUGAACCUUCAGCUGAGAACAUCUGCUGCUUGUGUGCAUUCAGAGAUCCCGCGCUCCUCUGCCCAAAUGGUACUGGUUGUGCCAGACCCUUCUGCAAAGGAAUGGCCAUAGAAACUGAGCACUGUGUGGCGCCUUGUGAACCACAGCAUUUAUCAACAAGCCUGCAGGAGAACUCCUUCAGCAGCAGCAGCACGACUGUCACUGAGACUGAAGGUGAAACCAACUCCCUACAUGAGGACCAAACAGUUUGUUCCAAACUCAGAGAUGAAAAUAAUAAAGAAAACUACCCAGAGAGAGUCACAGAACUUGAGGACAGCGCUUCGUCAUCAUGGGACGUUCCAGCUCACUCAGAGAAGAAGAUGUUCGAUGUCCCAACCAGGCAUGGAGUUGGCAUCUUGCAAACCAAGCAGCCCAAGUCCAAGGGCCAUAAAGAAAGUCAGCAGGAAAGUGAGAAUGGAAUCCCAUGCCUCGCCGAGAGUUGGCCAACAAAGGGACUGGCGUCUUAUGAUCAUCCCCACCAUGUUCCCCUGAGAGGGGCAGCGGAGUAUCAGGCAAGAAACAGUCCCAUCAUGCGUGUCCAGCCGAAGGAGCCUGGGGAGCCGCUGCAGUACAUCACCGAGAAUCCCUUCCUGAAGCUGCAGGCCGCCGAGACUGAGCUGUGCCCGGCUUUCCUGCCAUGCCAGGAGGAGCUGAUCCCUGGUCACUGCUCCAAGGAGACCCCCAGCCCCCUCGCCCAGUGUGUGCCCAGCGAUUGUGCCAACCAUACAGAACCAGUAUCAGUCCACUGGGACUCUCAGAGUGAUGCAGAUUAUGGGUCGGAUGAUCACCGAAGCUUCGGGACGAGCCGGCUGUUGUUCCACAUCACUGAUGGAGAUAACCCCCUACUUUCCCCGCGUUGCUCCAUCUUCAGUCAGAGCCAGAGAUAUAACUUGGAUCCAGAGUCUGCCCCAUCUCCUCCAAGUGCUCAGCAGUUUAUUAUGCCGAGGAGUUCCUCGAGAGGUAAUUGCGAAGUCUCCAAGGAGCCCCUGACAGUCGUGCAGCUCACCAAACAAAUCCAGAGCCUCAAAAGGAAGAUCAGGAAAUACGAAGAGAAAUUUGAGCUGGAGAAAAAUUAUCGGCCCUCCUACAUCGACAAAACGUCCAAUCCCGAAGUCCUGAAAUGGACGAAUGACUUGGCCAAGGCCCGCAAACAGCUCAAAGAACUUAAGCUGAAAAUGUCUGAAGGCCAAAGUGUACCAAGGGGUGUACAGAGCAGCACGUUCGAGGAAAUCUGUGUCCCGUCCAUUGGGAUGGAACCGCCGGAGGCAUCGAGCACAUCCGUGUGUUCCGUGGAGGAAACAGUAGAAACCGUAUGGAACCGACUGAAAGAGAAAAGGCAGUUUCUUAAUCUUCCUGAGACACUGAAGGGUACAAAGCAGGAGCGAAGCCUUAUGAAACCCCUCUAUGACAGAUACAGGAUUAUCAAGCAGUUAUUGUCUACGGCAUCAUUGAUUCCGACUAUACACGAAGAGGAAGAUUCGGAUGAUGACUGUUCCCAGAGAGGCAACGAGUACGGCCUGACGGCAGAGUCGGACAGCGCAGUAGAUGAGCCCUUUAUGUACUAUAGCGCAGAACUAGAACCUACCUUUGCGUCUACGCUGGAUGACCGGCCCAUCAGGCAACCUGCCCUCUCCAUGUCCAACUUGCACGAGGCUUCUAUGCCCGAGCUCCUUGAUCAGCUUCGAGAGACCAGAGCCGACAAGAAAAGGUUACGGAAAGCUUUAAGAGAAUUCGAAGAGCACUUUUUGAGACAGACUGGAAGGACGGUGCAGAAAGAAGACCGGAUCCCCAUGGCGGAGGAGUACUGUGAAUACAAGCAGAUAAAGGCAAAGCUGCGGCUAUUGGAGGUCCUGAUCAGCAAGCAAGAUGUCUCCAAAACCAUUUAGGACCCUCACACUCCCCUUUCUCGAACAGUUCUACUAUAGUAACAUCUGCUGUUCUGUCCGCACACCCUUGUACAACACUGAUGUACUCGUGCACUUUAAUUGUUCUACACUACCUGGGCGCGUUCAUUAGCAGCAAGUUCCCUCCGAGGGAGCCCCUCUGACUACAGUAGCCAAGAGUCCUGAUGAAGGCAAGAAUGUGCAAUAUGUAAUACGUCUGUUUUGGGGGGGGGGGGUUCUUUUUCUUUCAUGUGGGCAGGUAUCCAAUGACUACUUGCUGCUUCUGUUGCUCAGCUAUAUGACCCAAGGAGUACUGGGUCACGGGUGCAGGUCCCAGAGGUGGCAUAUACAGUGUAUGCUUAUUGUCGUGCCCUAGACAUUGGCUUUGAUCUGUUGCAGCUUCUUUGAAAUCUACAUUAGGCCCCUAUUCCCAUCAAACUGAUUGGGUGGCAGUUGGGUCCCUGGUUAUUGCACUCUACUAAUAGGCAGAAAUUGUUUGAAGCAGGAUGGUUUAAUCUAAUUAUUGGUUUUGCUAGAGACCUUCUCCAUCUAUAGAACAUCGCCAUCUAGUGGCCAGAAAUAGAAGUUGCUGCACCGUGGAAGUCUUUUCCUUUGUUUAGGGCAAGCAAUAUGACAACUCCGGCUUAAAUAUGCUUGGAAACAAUAAGCUAUGUCGUCUUACAGUUAAGGGAAAGUAAAUGUAAGCUAAAGUUUGCCUUUAAACUGCACUAGAAGGUACAAUGGCUUGCUCUUGCUUUAAAUCUCCAUAGUGAUGUGUCACUUCGGUAAAACAAGGGCAAGACUGUAUCACCUAUUCUUCUAGUAUCCUCAGCUGUAGCCCUGUGAGUUUGAUAUCUCAGUUAAAGGAGAACUAAACCUCCCUCCAUGGGAUAACCUGGCGUUUUACACCUUUGGCUGUAUCUGUAUUCCCAUUAUCAGGCCACUUUAACAAUAUAUAGUAAUGCCCUAUGGGUAGGUUUAAUUGCCCCUGUGCUCCUCACUGUUCUUGCCCCUCGCUCAUCUCAUUGUGCCCAUUCAUUCAGCCAAUCCCUUAUUAUGAUUAUCCAGAAACCUAUUCCUGGCAGGCACUAGGGAUGCGUUGCCCCGUGGCACUCAGGGGUAUUAGGCAGUCUCGCCUCUCCCAUGUGUUCCCUUGGAAACCAAAGGACAAUUUUCGUGAUCAUUUUUUCUUUGGUUUUAUUUAUUUAUUUCCGUGUUUAAUAACCAGAUGAUUCCCUUCUCCGUCUGAAAGUCUCUUGCUUUAAUAUAAAAACCAUUUCUACAGAUAUGUAAAAUAAGAUAUUUAUAUUAAAGCAAAGCUAAACAGGGAUACCAAACUCACAGAGCAUCCCGCUGUUUUCUUCAACUAUAAGAUCUGUUAUCCAGAAAGCUCUGCCAUCUUCCAUAGAGCCCAAUGCAGUCCCUUGUACUGAUGUGCCGGUCAGUCAAAGCAGGUCAGGCGUGUCUGGGCCAAUCAUUUGCCCCCAGAGGCAGUUAGCGGGCCGUAUUCACCAUGACUCCGCCCCCUUACUGACCUCUCCAGACUGCCCUAGCCCUACGGGUGAUGGGGUGGAGCUUACUUAUACACUCGCCCAUAUCCCGGCUAUAUAAACUAGUGGGCUGGUUAGGCUCAGGGUGGGUCAGGGUUGGGUGCGGAUCAUGAUUUCCAAUCUCACUAGCACUUUGGUAACUAAGCUGCAUAAAUCUAUAUUUUUGGCAAGAAUAGUCCUAUUGGGUUCAUUUCGUGUUUAAAGUCAUCAAUUUCCAUCCAGAAUUGCCAAAUUACCUCUUAUUGGGAAACACCCAGUUCCCAGGCAUUCUGGACAAUGGAUACAAUAAAUAAAUAGAGAUAUAUAUAUAUAUAUAAAAGCCACUGGCUGGCUGAGCAUUCUGGGAGCUUGGGCAGAAGAUGAUAGGAACUGACAGGGGGAGGGGGGGGUUAAUAUUUGCACAAGUGGGAGGUUUUAAUUGUUUCUCUGCUAUGUCAAGAGCAUAGGCUGCUUUCAUUGGUUUAUAUCAGAGUCUUAUAUGUAGAUGUUUGGAAGAGAUUGAUGCUGCUAAAUCCCUAUUUCUAACCAUGCCGCACACUGGUACCAACACAGAAUGUGGGUCGGACUGGGCUGCCCGGGCACCAAAGUACCUCCUAGUGGCUCAGUUCCCAUCAGCCCCUUCUUAUUUCCACCAUAAGCCCAUAUAUCCCCCCUAACGUUUGUUCACCUUUACAUUAUCUUUUAAUAUGAUAAAGGCAAUGAGGCAAUUUGCAAUUGGUUUUUGUGGUUUUUCAGUUAUUAAACUGUUUGUUCAGUGGCUUUCCAGUUCGGAAUUUCAGUAGCUAUCUGGUUGCUAGGGUCUUGUCAACCUUAGCAACCAGGCAGUGAGUUAAACGGAAGACUGAAAUAUGAAUAGGAAAGGGGCUGAAUAGUCCGAUAAGUGAUAAAAAGUAACAAUAUUUAUUAGGGAUGCACCGAAUCCCGGAUUCGGUCCCAGAACCGAAUUUGAAUUCGGAAAGGGUUAAAUGGGCUACGCGCACGGCGAUUUUUAACCCCUUUCCGAUCCCAAUCAGCAUAUGCUAGUUAGGAUUCAGUUCGGGAUUCGGCUGAAUCCUGCUGGGUGGGUUUGGGGGUUCAGCGGAACCCCAAAAAGUGGGUUCGGUGCAUCCCUAAUAUUAAUGCAUUUGUAAGCUCACACAGCAAUAGAUUUUGGCUGUUGGGGUCAGUGACCCCCAUUUGAAAGCUGGAAAAAUGUAGAAGUGGAGGGCAAAAAGUUUGAAAACGAUAAUUAAUAAAUAAUGAAGACCAAUUGCAAGAUUGCUAGGCAUAGGACAGUCUAGAAAAGGCUAAAAUGAAUGUAAAGGUGAACUUAUUAAUGUAAGUGGAUGGCCCCAGUCGGACCCCGUCCAGAACAAACACCCUAUAACCCUUAUUCCCUCCCUAUCUUGCUAAGCACUUGUCAUUUUUAUAUAAAAAAAAAGCAAAAACAAAAAAAACCUCUCCAAUUUGUCUUGUAUCCAAAAUGCAUGAUUUUAACGCCAGAAGUUUUCAAACUUUUAUUGAUCGAAGAAGAAAAAAAAAAAAGGAGAAUAAUGGGCCGUUUGCAAGUGGAAUUCUAUGGUUUUUAUCGUGAUGGUUUUCGUUAUAUAUAUAUAGAUAUAUGGAGUCGUUUUUCAACAUACGGUACGAACCUGGAAACCACGUUAUUUGUUUGUUUUUUUUUUUGUUUGUUUUGUUUUUUUUUUAAUCAAAAUCUCCGAAGCAACAGGAACGUAUACACAACUCUAUAUAUGAAGUUUACAGUCGACACCUCUGAUAAGGGGGAGGAAUGGCGGAUGACACGUAUACAGUUGCUAAUAAAAUGUGCUCUAUAGAUUCUAUAUGAUUGUAAAUAUUUUAUACAGCGGUACAAAUAAAAUAUUUUUCUAUCGUUA
This is a messenger RNA of Xenopus tropicalis (tropical clawed frog), 5363 nucleotides long. It is a transcript of the gene fam13c, whose product is annotated as family with sequence similarity 13 member C. Bases 119 to 1942 code for a protein of 607 amino acids. The transcript has 15 exons. Lineage: Eukaryota; Metazoa; Chordata; Amphibia; Anura; Pipidae. The record is from RefSeq and is a predicted model, not a curated record.